AUGUCAUCCAAUCAUUUUCCUGUCAUAGCACCUAGUCACCCGUCGGCUCCUAAAGCCGACGUAAAUGGUCGACCAAACGGCGCCUCCGAGGAAACUGAUGGCAAUCUGGCUAAUACCAAAGCAUCUACUCCGUCCAGCCGACGUGGCAAGAGGCCCAAACUUGUGGUCGAUCCCCCGGUAGACUCUGCGGAUGCUACGCCUGGUCUCGGCACACCUGCCUCUGCCUCUGCCUCUGCUCAAAAUCUUGAUGAUGCUCUUCCUUCAGAUGCACCUCGUGAUCCUGCACAAGAGGCGGCGAAGAACCCGAAGCGACUACCUGGAAGACGCCGGGCUCCACAUGCUGACAUCAACAUUGAAGCAAACCUUCGCCGGCAGCUUCAACUGAAGACGGCUUAUAGAAGCGUCGUUAAAGCUCUGAAACCUGUUCUUGCUGAGCUUGCCCAGCGGUCACUCGACGAUUUGCAAAAUGAACCCACUGCGCAUGAAAAGGUGGAUCAGUAUCAUACCGUCAAGGCAGCACUUGAUAAUCAGCUCAAAGAACGCCUGGCCACGCUGGAACGCACCCGCGAAGUCAAGUUAGCGAAAAUCCAGCGACAGUACGAUAGUGAAUACAUCGUCAAAAAGAAGGCAUGCGAGACGGCAGUCCGCGAUUUGCAGGAGGAUCAUUUACUUCGCUGCAAAAACCAGCUGCUUACGAUCAACCGGGGGGCAUCUACCGCUGGUGAUGAAGAGGCAACCGAGGAUGAGGAUGAUCUUGUUCCUCAUCUAAGAGGCAUGCAGUAUCCCAACCAACAGACAGGCUACCUUCCCGAGAAGUUUGACUCCCGUAGCCGAUGGUUCAUCCAGACCCAGGAGCUGUGGCAGCGCAGCGAAAACAACAUCGCCUUCCGCCAGCAGUGGCGGGCCUUCCUGGAGAUGAACAAAGACGACUUCAACCGAGGAGCGUUAGAAAAUGUUGAAGGCUUUGCUGUGUUUGAUACCAGUCAUCGCGAAUAUGCGACUGCUGUAUGGAACAUUAAUGAGCUUGCCGAAGCCGCAAACGUCGCGCAAGAGGAGCUGUCUAGAGCAGGUCGGAUGGUCCCCAACGCCGAAGCAACGGCUCUGCAAGCUCUCGCAGCACUUGCCGAAUCGGCGCCCCCGGCCGUGCCAGUAUCCUUGCUAGUUCGCGCGUCACCAGCUCCGGUAGCGACGCCGCGCCUGACAAAGGCAAAGAUCCAAGCGACUCCAGGCAGUGUCGGAAGUACGCCUAUGCGGCUUGCGUCUUCGAGUUCCAGCCCUGUGAAGGGGGAGGAUCCGACUGCAAGGCGGAAGAUUUCCUCCAUUGAAGAAGUCCAGCAAGCGUCUGGAAACGACCUGACUGUGAACGGCAUCGCCGGGACAGCGGAUGUCCCAUUGUCUGUCAAACCAACAUCCAACAGGAUCAUGGACUUACUCAACAAGGACCCGGAGCAGGCUGGCCAUACCGAGAAGUCUACUGCCCCGAGGCGUCCCACAGACACCCAUUCUCAUAAGGCUGCAAGUGAGGUGCAACGACCAGAAGUUAAUGUCAUUCCACUUGACACGCAGCAACAUACGGCAGAUGUGCCAAAUCAGACCACUAACGGGGCACCGCAUGCCGAGGAUAGACGUGUCGAGAGGUCGGCAUCUGGAUUCUGGUCCACGGUGAACCUUGCAUCUCAUCGGGCACCUCGUCGACCGCCCAGCCCUGACAAGAACCCAAUAGCGAAGUUGCGGCAACUGAGCCAAGCCUUAUUCAGGCGAAAGACGCCGGAGAAGAGCGAAGAUAAUCGGGCCCGGUCACCCGUACGGCGAGAUCCCAAUAGCAAGACCAAAAUCCUUAUUCGGCAAACGCUGGCCGACAGCGAAGUGAAAGCCAUGGUGAGCCUCGUCGAUCUACCUGGGAUAGUUUCAGGAGAGCUAGCAUCGCCGUACCUCAGCAAUACGAACCCCCAAGAGGUUCACCUCAAGGCACAAUCUAUCCACCUGCCGCCUCAUACGGGAUCACAGGAAGACUACCACCAGCCUACAGUGUGCCGUACAGCGGGCCGACACUGGCGCCUCAACCGCCUGGAGGGCCUCCACUCGCACCCGCACCGGCCCCACCACUACCAGGCUACCACUAUCAAGGACCUCAUCCUCCUCAAUCGUACGACGCAUAUGGUCGCCCAAUCGCGCCUUACCCUCCCCAAGCACAGCCAGCGCCGUACCCAGCUCCACAGCAGCAGCUCAACCCCUAUCUAG
This is a messenger RNA of Coniosporium apollinis CBS 100218, 2241 nucleotides long. RefSeq lists its product as uncharacterized. The transcript is spliced from 3 exons. NCBI's taxonomy places the organism in Eukaryota, Fungi, Ascomycota, Dothideomycetes. The record is from RefSeq and is a predicted model, not a curated record. The coding region runs from base 1 to 2241 and encodes 746 amino acids.